AUGGCUGUUUUUGAACUGUACACUCAGGUAAGAUCAAACGAUAUUUACUAGAACUCAGAUGGUUACAGCGAAAUGUGGUUUUACAGGGACAUAUGGAAACUCUGUGGAAAGGGCUCAGGCUCGCUACAGAGGAUAAACCAACGAAAACUUCAAGACUAAUGCUCAACUAUUGAUCAGAUAUUUCCAUUGCAUGUCUGUUUGGGUUUUUGAUAGACAAAUAACAAAAUGAAUGAAUCAAAAAGUAAGAUAAUUGUCCUCACUGGGUCAAACUUUAGUGUUGUUUGUCACUCUACAGUGCGUUUCACUACAAUGUAAACUUGUCCCUGCUUAGUACAAUAGAGUGUGGAUCCCAGAUACAAGCCAUGUGUGGAAAUCAGCUGAGAUCAGGAGAGACUUUCACUUAGGAGAUCAUGUUCUUGAACUGCUUCUGGAAGAUGGCACAGUGAGUAAAGUGUGACCAAUAAAACCUUACUGUGCUUUUAUGAUGCUGAGAAGAAGCAGCUGACUUGACUAUUUUAUGUAACCUGUGUCAUUGUGCAGGAGUACAACCACCCUGUGGACCCCUCUAAACCUCAGCUUCCCCCACUUCGUAACCCGGACAUCUUGGUGGGGGAGAAUGACCUCACUGCACUCAGCUACCUGCAUGAACCUGCAGUCCUGCACAAUCUCAAAGUGCGCUUUGUGGAGUCAAGAAUCAUCUACACCUACUGUGGUACUGGAGCAAAACUCUGGUUGUCAAACUUAAGUGUUGAGAGCCGCUGCUCUUGGCUCAGUCUUUGCUGUUUCCUUUUAUUUAGGUAUCAUCUUGGUGGCUGUGAAUCCAUACAAACAGCUUCAUAUCUACGGGGAUGCAAUCAUUCAUGCGUACUCGGGCCAGAACAUGGGCGACAUGGACCCUCAUAUAUUUGCAGUGGCAGAGGAGGCUUACAAACAGAUGGCCAGGUAGACGAAAAAUAAAAUCAUCGCAUAAAUCAUAACAAACACUGAACAUUUUACAGCCCACACUCUUUUUAUCUCUCAGAAACCACAAGAACCAGUCCAUCAUCGUCAGCGGGGAAUCUGGAGCCGGGAAGACAGUGUCCGCUCGAUACGCUAUGAGGUACUUUGCUGUCGUAAGCAAAUCUGGAAGUAAGACUCGAGUUGAAGACAAAGUCCUGGCAUCCAAUCCCAUCACAGAGGUAUGAUUACUCUAUACUGUUGUCUCAUUUAACCUGGAGAAGUGCCUGAUAUUUCAGAGCUGUGUGGUAGACAUUUUUAUGGAUCUUUUAUCUUGUCUCAAUAUGAUAAUGUUCAAAUAAAACUUGUGAAUUGUUCUCAGGCAAUAGGAAAUGCCAAAACUACCAGGAACGACAACAGCAGUCGUUUUGGGAAAUACACCGAGAUAAGCUUUGAUAAGAAGUUCAGGAUCAUCGGGGCAAACAUGCGGACGUAUCUGCUGGAGAAAUCCAGAGUGGUUUUUCAGGUAGUGUAUGAAAUGAUAAAGUGUUUAUGUUUUACUUGAUAAUCUGCACCAGAAUAAUGACACCCUGGUUUCAAUCAGGCAGACGACGAGCGAAACUAUCACAUAUUCUACCAGAUGUGCUCCUGUGCUCACCUGCCUGAGUUCAAGAGUCUGAGACUAUGUGAGUGUUUCACAGCAAAUGUGAUCAAUUACUUUGAAUUCGCUCUGAUUCAUCAUGACCUUUUGGGGUUAAAUGUCUGAUACUUUAAUCUGUAGUGAGUGCAGACAAGUUCCAGUACACCUGCAUGGGCGGUGACAUCGAUAUUGAAGGUGUAGAUGACAAGAAAGACCUGGAGGAGACCAGACGGACCUUCUCACUUCUUGGUAAAAAAAAAAAAUGUCCCAGAGGUGCGUUCACUUUCAUUUUUAAAUGACUCUCUCUAACAUCGGGGUCUUCUCUCUGCUUCUCCAGGGUUGAAGGAGGACUUUCAAAUAGACGUGUUCACAGUUUUGGCAGCCAUUCUGCAUCUGGGAAAUGUUGAAAUCAAAAACUCUGGAAGCGACAAAUCAUCAGUUUCUGUAAGUCUCUACUCACUCAAGUGCCUUCAUUUACUUUUCAGCUGACAGAGGAAAGAUCUUAAAAGCGUGGUCCAUUUUUGCAUAUGUUGAAGCUCAGGGAUCCACACCUGGCAGUUUUCUGUCAGUUGCUGGGUGUUAGCGCAGAGGGGUUGGUGCGUUGGCUGUGUCAUCGGAGGAUCGUGCUGGUUGCUGAGACGGUGGUGAAGCCCGUGCCCAAAGAGAAGGCAGUAAAUGCCAGAAAUGCUCUUGCCAAGCAGAUCUAUGCCCAUCUGUUCGACUGCAUUAUCACCAGGAUAAACACGGCACUGCAGGUUCCAGGAAAGCAGCACGCUUUCAUAGGUGUUCUGGACAUCUAUGGGUAAAUCACACAUGACACUUUUCUUCUCUUCAACUGUUUGAACUUAACAUCAUGUUAUUUAAUCUUAUCUCUCUUUUUUCCUCAGCUUUGAAACCUUUGACAUCAACAGCUUCGAACAGUUUUGUAUCAACUAUGCAAAUGAAAAACUUCAACAGCAGUUCAACUUGGUAUGCAUCCUAAUGAUACCAAAUCACUGCAAAGCACAACAUACUGUAUUUCCCUGUUGCAGGCUCAGAGAUUCAGUCUUUUUUUCUCAUUUUAUGUCAGCAUGUGUUCAAACUAGAGCAAGAGGAGUACAUGAAAGAGGAUAUCCCCUGGACGCUGAUAGAUUUCUAUGACAACCAACCGGUCAUUGAUCUGAUCGAGGCAAAGCUGGGGAUCCUGGAUUUGCUUGAUGAAGAGUGUUUGGUAACCAAACAGACACUUUCUCUUUAUUAUGUUGCUCCACAUCUUACUCUGCAUGUUUAUAUGUCUUCGUCUUCAUGUGUGUAUUAUCUGAACAGUUUCCUCAAGGUACGGAUCAAAGCUGGCUGCAGAAGCUGUUCAACUACCUCUAUUCAAACCCCAUGUUUGAGAAGCCCAGGUUGUCGAAUGAGGCAUUUGUGAUUCAACAUUUUGCAGACAAGGUUUGGCUUGGUUGACCUCUCACUGUGUAUCACAAAUUCAUCUCCCUCUGUCAAUGUCUGUUAUGACAGAUUUCCUUCUCUGAACUGCUUGACAGGUGGAGUACCAGUGCAAAGGUUUCCUGGAGAAGAACAGAGACACUCUCUAUGAAGAGCUAGUUGACAUUAUGAGAGCCAGUAAGGUAACCAAAAGCUUUAUUUAAGUUUUCUAACCAAUCACAGUGGUUAGAAAGUGUCUGCGUUAUAAAAUCCAAGCCAUGCAGUACUGUUUUUCCCCCAUUUCAACAAAUUUCUUCUGUUUGCCACUCUUAUCAGUUUCCGUUUCUGGCCAACUUUUUCCAAGAGGAGGAGCUUCGUGCUGUGAACAGUAAAGGUGUCAAAGUGAGACCUGCCAGGCCGGGGAUGAAAUCGGCCAAUAAACAGUUGAGAGCCUCUGUGGGAGAUAAGGUGGAACUGUUUACACUCUGACACAGCUCAGCGGGGACUGAAGUCUCUUGCUGAACUUUCCAUGAUAUUCUGCGUUUACCACUUCUGUUAAAUGAGCUUUUAUUUUGCUAAGUCUUCCUUUCUCAUGAUUUUUAUGUUUUUUUAAUGUAGUUUUGCAGCUCCCUCGCUUUACUGAUGGAAACACUGAAUGCCACCACCCCUCACUAUGUGCGCUGCAUUAAGCCCAAUGAUGAUAAGCUUGCUUUUGAGUAAGUACUGACGGGACUGUGUUUGACAUGAGCCACUCUGUGUUUAUCUGGAUAUGUUUGCAUGUUUUUCUAUCCUGCUCAAGAGAGUUUCGCUUGUUGUUUUUUUUGAGGUAUGACUCGAGGAGGGUGGUGCAGCAGCUGCGAGCAUGUGGAGUCCUUGAAACUAUCCGCAUCAGUGCACAGAGCUAUCCCUCCAGGUGAUCUCUUGUUACAUCAGACAAAUUGAAUUGAAUUGAAUUGAACUGAACUGAAAGCCUUUAUUGUCAUUAUACGUCCAUAUAACGAAAUUAUGUUGCUACUCCAGAGUAUCAAUCACACAUACAACAAAUAGCAAAACAGUAGAGUAUAAAAAAGAUAAUAAAAUAAGUAUAAUAAAAAAAAAACUGACUGGGGAGGUAGUCAUCUCUGUUUGUUUAGGUGUGUUAUGGCAUUGGGGAAGAAACUGUUUGUAAAUCUGGUGGUUCUGGAUUUGGUGGACCUGUAGCACCUGCCAGACGGCAGCAGUUCGAACAGAUGAUGGCCUGGGUGUGAAUGACAGAAGUCUGAAAUUCAUUUCCCACUGAGAAUUUUUUGGUCUAAAAGAGGUCUAAAACCACAGGUCUAAAAAUGAACGUUUUUUAGACAUCUAAAUUUAGACCAAGUCUAAAUCUGGGCGAUAUUAAUACUACGCUGUAUAUUGCUCAACCGCUAUCAUAAUUAUUUUGGUUAAGUACUUUGAGAUCAGUUAUGCAACUCACAGUUGCUUUUUGAAAUAAAUAGUUAUCGAAUAAUGGAUUAAAGUGCAACGUCUAAAUUCUGUCUGAAAAUAUACAGAAUCUGGACGGUUGAAAUUAGGUCUAAAAAAAACUAGAUGUCUAAUAGCUGCCUAAUGUUCAGUGGGUUGCUCAUGUUUAAAUAGUAAAAAUGUUGUUUGUUUGUUUUUCUGCAGGUGGACAUACAAUGAGUUUUACAGCCGGUACAGCAUCCUAAUGUUGCAUCAGGAGGCGGACAUCAGUGAUAAGAAACAAACUUGUAAGAACGUCCUGCAGAGGCUCAUUCAGGUUAGCCACUUUCAAAUACAGCUCUAUCGUGUCUGUUUGUAGAUUUGAAAUUAAUUUUGUGUGACUGUGUGUACUGUAGGACCCCAACCAGUACAAGUUUGGUCGGACAAAGAUCUUCUUCAGAGCCGGUCAGGUGGCGUAUCUGGAGAAGCUGCGCCUUGACCGUUUGAGAGGAGCGUGUGUGACAAUCCAGAAACAUGUCCGUGGGUGGAGUCAGAGGAGGAAAUACCUGCGCAUGAGAGAGGCGGCAAUCAUCCUCCAACAGUAUAUUCGUGGGCAGAGGACGGUUCGGUGAGACUUACACUUCAGUUUUCCUGCAUCCUUAGUGUUAACGGGGGCAAUCCUGAAAUGUAAACCCUUGUGUUUGUUUCAGUAAAACGGUGAGCCCUGAAACUCUGAAGCAGGGCUGGGCUGUGCUGGUGAUCCAAAGACACUGGAGAGGUUACCGCAUGAGGGAGAUCUACAGAGUCGUCCGUGUGGCUACAAUCACUAUCCAGGCCUUCUCCCGUGGAUGGUUUGCCCGCAGACAGUACAAGAAGGUCUAUAACCCAGUCUUCAUAUAAUCUGAGUUACUCAACUGAAGGUAGCCAUUGAACCACAGACCUAAUGUCUCUUUUUUCAUCAGAUGAUGAAGGAGCAGAAAGCGCUGGUUCUACAGAAGUACGCUAGAGCAUGGCUGGCACGCCGGCGUUUCCAAACCAUGCGCCGCCUGGUGCUCAAUGUGCAGCUGUCCUUCAGGGUGCAGCAGCUACGAAAGAAGCUUGAGGAGCAGGUAAAGAGGUUCCCCCACGCUACUCUCGCCUUGGCUUUAGUGUAAAGGCCAUAACUUACCCCCUCUGUAUCCUCGCAGAGCAAAGAGAACCGUGGAUUGGUGGAGAGGCUGACAUCCUUGGCCACUACCCAUUCUCAAACUGUGGACAAGCUUCUAGGGCUGGAGGCAAACCUGGAGAAAACCACCCACCUGAAGGCAUCUGUGGAGGCAAGGGAGAAGAAAGCAAAAGAGGAAGCUGGUCUGGUCAGUGAAGAAAAUGAUGCUUCAGAUGAAUUCAUGUUGUUUCAGGCACAAAAAAAGACGAUUAAAACCUGAUUCUAACUUUCACAGACAAUUGUACAGCUUCAAAAGGACAUGGAUGCACUAAAUCUGGAGAAGCAGAACUUGGUGAAAAAGUAUGAAGCUUCUGCCAGCGAGGCCCAAGGUAACAAAAGUGAAGAUUUCUUGAAAAUAUUGUCACUUUAACUGCAGUUUACAACAGAUCCUACACUCUUACAGAAAACUUUGAGCAAUUGAAGAGCAGUCUUCAGGAAGAGAAAGAAUAUGAAGCAAGACUGAGAAAGUAAGUCAUAAAAAUCUGUCAUUGUCUUUAGUUUUCCAGCCAAAGCAAAUUCAGACUCGGCUUGUUUUGUUUGAUCGGUAAAGUGGAUGAGAUGCUUCUUGGCAGGGUUGCAGAAAACAACAGUGAGAUCCAGAAACAAGACCAUGAAAAGGAGGUAGAAAUUCUGAAAGAGGAGACAAAGAGACUUAAAGAAGAUCGAGUCUGUCUGCAGAGGAAGAUCGAGGAGGCGGGGCAGACGAACUCUGACCUGCAAGAACAGGUCAUCCAGCUCACCAAACACGUCAAAGUCAUCCCAGAGCUACGCCGAGAUCUGAACAAUCUACAAAAUCAGAAAAAUAACAUGGACCGAAUGAUGAAGCAACAGUCGCAACAAGCAAGAGGUAUCAGCUUUUGGUUGUGAAAAUAAUACCUCCUUAUUUAUGCAUCACAUAUCCUGUUUUUCGCUGAUGAUGCUGUGAUAUCUCUCCGUAGUGAAAAUGAAUGAUAUCACAAGACAACUUCUUGGAGGAGUUGUUGAGAAGGAGGUUCUUUUAGGGUAAUAAAUUUUCGUUGUACUCCCACAGCAGUUUCACUAUCUCUCAUCAAGACGCUGACUCUCCCACAUUGUUUCUCUUCAGGUUAAGUCCAGAUGACUCAGAGAAGAGUUAUGAAGUCGAAGACAUGCUGGCAACCUUUGAUGGUCUUCAGAAAGCUACCAAGUCUGUUUUCAAGAAAAAAAUCAUCUACAACCAUCGCUUAAAUUGAUCUCAGUGUUUUGCAGUUUUUUCUUGUACCUUUGUGGUUGAUAGAUGAUGUGGUUCCACCUUUGAUUCCAGGAUUCUUGAGACCCACCAGAGAGAGCAGAAGGAAAAGUAUGAAACCCAAGCAGAGGGCUUGAAGUUGAAAAUGGAACACCUUCAAAAGGAGAACAGCAAGUUGCAAAACCUGUUUCGGGAAAAAAGCGACAUUAACGAGAACAUUUGUCAAGAGGUUUCCAGGCUGAGCGGCGAGAACUCGGUGCAUUUCUUUAAAAUUCCAUAUUUUAUCGCACAGGAUUGAUAAGGUGCAGAGAGUAACAUGAUUUAAUGUGAUCCACAGGUCAUACCAGAGCUGAAAUUACAGGUUUCCGACCUGCAGAGACAAAAGCAAGAACUGGAGGCCCAUGUGGAAGAGCAGAAAAAAGAGCUAGCUGGUAAAUAUGAAUAUCUGAUUCCAUGUGUUCUGAUUUGCUUUUCUUGUGCAAAUUAGUAUUUCACUUUUGAUUUUCUCCGUAUGCAAUCUAACAGAAAAAACAGAGGAGAUCUCAAAUGUUCUUCAAAAAAAGAUAAAGGAUGAGAGCUCACAGCGCAAGUAAAAAAAAAAUCUGAUUAGAGUUUGAUUUUCUUGAUUAAAGGAGUGACUGGGAUUUGCAAGCCCCUCUCUGAUUUUUGCUCCUCUUUAGGCACUUUGAGGAGAAAGCGGAAGAGCUGGAGGAGCGGAAGAUGGAGCUUCAAGAGCAGGUGGAGGAGCUUGAAGAGGAGACCCACUACUUGAAGAGACAGCAGCAGAUGGAGAGUGAAGUUAAGAGCAAACUGAGAGAGGAGAUUUCGAGGCUGACUGCAGAGAACAUGGUUUGUGUGUAAAUGACUGAGAUAAGUGGGUUAUGGCUGUGAUUGCAUGUGUGAGAAACAGUAACAAACGUUCCCCUUUUUUCAGGACUUUGAAGAGCAGCUUGACCACAGGGACAGACUGAUUAAAAGACUACAGACUCAAAUCAAAAGCCUCGAAGCAUCACAGAAAGGUAGCUGUCUUCUGUUGCCCAUAAACUACCUUAUACAUCAGACUCCUACAUUUUCAUCAUCUUUAUUUUUCUCACACAGCAAAGCAAACAUCUGCGCCUGCCCUCCCCAAAGACUUCCUCGGCAUGUUGGAGUACAAACGAGAGGAUGAGGGCAGGCUCAUCCAAAACAUCAUUCUGGGUAUUCUUUCUCUCCGUAUUUAUUCAUUAUUCUCAAAUAGUCACAAGAAACCAAUUCAUUUCCAUUGUUUACCUGCUUUAAGCUUUAAAUAUCACAAUGCUCUCUGUCUAAUAAUAGUUUAAUAAAAAUUCACUGCUGUCUUCACACAGACUUAAAGCCCAAAGGUGUGGUGGUCAGUAUGUUCCCCACUCUGCCGGCCUACAUCCUCUUCAUGUGUAUCCGCCAUGCCGACUACUUGAAUGAUGAAAACAAACUCAAAUCUCUGAUGAAUGGAGCCGUUGUGUCGGUCAAGAAAGUCAUUCUGGUGAGGCUAAAUCUAAGUCAAGAAGCUUUUAUCUCUACUUUAAUGGUUUUAAACUAAAACUGGUUAUUUGUAUAAGUAGUUGAGAAAAAUAUUGGAAAACUAGUUUUCGGUUUAGUGUCCUUUCAGUAAAUGAUCUGAAAAGGAAGAGACAGCCAACAGAAAUACAAUUUACAUAUAGCACUAAAUGUUAGGUUACAACAUGAUAUGGUACUGUAGGACUGGAAAGGAUAUGGUACAUUAACAUCAUACAGGAUAUGAUAUAAUAUGCUAUGAUAUGAUAUGACAUAUGACAUGACAAGGUGUGAUGUGAUAUGACAUGACAUGAUACAGCAGGAUAUAAUAUGAUAUCAUAUGACAUGACAUGACAAGGUGUGGUGUUAUGACAUGAGAUGAUAUGGUACAGCAGGAUAUGAUAUGAUGUAUGGAAUGACGUGACAUGAUUUGACAAGGUGUGGUGUGAUAUAACAUGACAUGACAUAUGACAUGACAUGAUAUGGUACAGCAUGAUAUGAUAUGAUAUGGUAUGAUAUGACAUGACAUGAUAUGAUAUGAUAUGACAAGGUGUGGUGUGAUAUGACAUGAUAUAAUAUGAAAUAGCAGAAUAUGGUAUAGCAUGAUAUGAUAUGAUAUAAUAUGACAUGAUAUGAUAUGACAUGAUAUGAUAUGACAUGAUAUGGUACACUAUGAUAUGAUACAAUACGAUAGGAUACUAUACGAUACGAUCUGAUAUGAUAUGAAAUGACAUGACAAGGUGUGGUGUAAUGUGACAUGACAUAUGACAUAUGACAUGAUAUGGUACAGCAGGAUAUGAAAUAGGACAGUUUCAUACAGUGUUGUUUUGGUAUGGUUUUAGGAUAUUACUGGGUGGCAUGUUGUGAUAUGAUAUAAUAAAGUACAAUACAGUAUGAUAAUAUAUGAUACAUUAUAAUAACAAUUUGUUAUAGUAUUGUAUGACUGAAAAUAAAACAAUAUGGUAUGAUACAAAAGAAUAUGUCACAGUGCAGUUCCGUAUGACACGAUAUGAGACAGUUCAAUACAUUAUGAUAUGGCUAGAUAGGAUAAGAUACCGAACAUAAAAUGAACAUAACUACCAGAUAACAUUAAGGAAUAUGAAUUUAAAUUUUUUAAAUCUGUACCAUUGUUUCUGAAUUACUGAUGUUUCUGUCCUUUAGCGUUUCCACAAAGACUUGGAGCUGCUGUCCUUCUGGCUCUCGAACACGUACCAACUGCUCAACUGUCUGAAGCAGUACAGUGGGGAGGAGGUGAGAAUUUACUCUGCUGCAUUUUAUUUAUUGAUAAAGUCAAAUUUGAUGUGCAUCUUUUGUAUUCUGUCCACCACAGGAGUUCAUGAAGCAGAGCACACCCCGGCAGAAGAAGAACUGCUUGCGAAAUUUUGAUUUGUCAGAGCACAGACAGAUUCUUAGUGACCUCGCCAUUCACAUCUACCAUCAGUUUUUAUCAGUCAUGGAAAAGAGCCUUACUCCUAUGAUAGGUAUGACACAAAUUUCAUCAUUAUCACUUGCAGAUGUUCAUGAAAGCCUUAACCUAAAAUAAGCUGUUUCAUCUAACAGUACCAGGUAUGCUGGAGUACGAGAGUCUUCAGGGCAUUUCUAGCAUGAAGCCAACAGGCUUUAGGAAGCGUUCAAAUAGCUUCUAUGAGGACUCAGACACCUACACAGUCUCCUCAAUUAUCCAGGAGCUCAGCACCUUCCUCUUCACCAUGACCCAGCAUGGCAUGGAGCAGGGCCUCAUCAAGCAGGUCGUCAAGCAGCUCUUCUUCCUGGUUGGUACAACCACCCUCAACAACAUCAUGCUCCGGAAAGACAUGUGCUCCUGCAGGAAAGGGAUGCAGAUCAGGUCUGUGAUUGUUUCUAUGGCAGAUGAAGUCACUUUUUUUACACUCUGACAUCAGCUCAUAGUGUCUCUGUUUUUCUCAGGUGUAACAUCAGUUACCUGGAGGAGUGGUUAAAGGAGAAGGAAAUGCAAAGCUCCCAUGCUAUAGACACUCUGAAGCCACUGUCUCAGGCCGCCUGGCUGCUGCAGGUCAACAAAUCCACAGAUGAUGACGCAAAGGAGAUUGCUGAAAAAUGCACAGAACUCAACACUGUUCAGGUAGUUUUUUUUAAACCACACUGUUUUAGUUCUAUAUUUAAGACGGAUAUUUAUAUCACAAAACAGCUUCAAUUUCUUUGUAGUUCUCACAUUUUCAAGAUUUAUAUGUAUUUAUAAGCCAAGGUACCUGGCUUUUUAUAUACGGCGGGGUUGUAUUAUAUUACAACCAUGUUUGCAUACAUUUAAAUGAGCCAUCAUGCACUCAUUUGGGGUAAAAUAUGCCCCUUUCUAGACAAUGAUACACACACAGAGUUAGAGAGUGUUUUACCAUCUGCUGGGAGUUGGUGAUGAUGGCUCUGCAGUCUUUACAAGCCUUGUCAUGCUCAGACUGUUCAAGACAGAAAUUUGCCUCCGGAUGGUGUAGGAAUAAUUUAUACAAACACACAAGACUUUUAAUAUUGCUUUGAUAUUACCACUAUUAUAAUAGUUGGAGGUUAAGUCAGAAUUGGAAUUUGUGCCACAUCUGUCAGGUAUUGACUUCACAGUUAAACAGUGAGGACUUUCCCUCCCCGUCUAGCUAAUCAUAUAUGUGAAUAGAAUUAAAUACUUCACAGCCCCUGGCCAUUACUUUGAGGCUGCCCUUCAUUCACUUGUAAGGACCUGAUCCUGGCAGCAGUAAGGGGCUCAGGAGCAGUUUGAAUACCGCUUUAUAUGAGGAUUUACAGUAAAGAGAUCUUGAGGGCUAAAAAGUUCUGCAAGCAGGUAAAAUGGAAAGUAUAUGAGAUGAAGAGAGAGCUAAAGACCAAAGUCAGUGAAGUGUGCUCAGAUAUGGUGUAAAUUGAGUUUUAAAAAGUCUAUGUCCACAUUGACACUUUAAACAAACUUGAAUUUAAAUUUGUAGAUUGUCAAGAUUUUGAACUCCUACACACCCAUCGAUGAUUUUGAGAAGAGGGUGUCAUCGUCAUUUGUCCGCAAAGUUCAGGUGAGCUCGAAUGUCGAUCUUUACGUUUUAUUGUAAUGAGUCUUUGAAACUGAAAACUUUGUGUCAUUCAUCAUUUAACACUUAUUCACCUUCCUCACUAUCUAAACCAAACUGCUUCUUUUUUUGCAGACAUUAUUACACCAUCGUGAAAGCUCCUCACAGCUGAUGCUGGACUCGGACUAUCGCUUCCAGGUCAUGUUUCCUUUCUGCCCAUCCACACAGGCCCUGGAGCUGCUGCAGGUCCCGAGCAGCCUUCAUCUUGGUUUCCUCACCAGGAUCUGA
Messenger RNA from Xyrichtys novacula (pearly razorfish), 11627 nucleotides. The record is from the annotation of a GenBank genome assembly. Lineage: Eukaryota; Metazoa; Chordata; Actinopteri; Labriformes; Labridae.